Messenger RNA from Humulus lupulus (European hop), 6312 nucleotides. RefSeq names its product protein CHROMATIN REMODELING 5. The coding region runs from base 550 to 5838 and encodes 1762 amino acids. The transcript is spliced from 31 exons. NCBI's taxonomy places the organism in Eukaryota, Viridiplantae, Streptophyta, Magnoliopsida, Rosales, Cannabaceae. Gene Ontology annotation, molecular function: ATP binding; DNA binding; ATP-dependent chromatin remodeler activity. The record is from RefSeq and is a predicted model, not a curated record. Gene Ontology annotation, biological process: nucleosome organization; regulation of transcription by RNA polymerase II. Gene Ontology annotation, cellular component: nucleus; chromatin.
AAAAAAAAGAGAAAAAAAAAAAAAAAGAUAAAAAUAAAACUCCAAAUAUCUCUUCUAAUUUUAUGUUCUCUCUACCUCUCUCUAGAAAAAAUUCCCUUUUUCCUCUUUCUAAAAAAUUGAAUUUUUUUCACCACAACCUCCAUCGUCGUCGUCAUCGACGAUCAAUCUAAAAUCACAUCAUCGAUUUUUCUUCCAAAUCGGGCUCUUAAACUUCGCUCACUCGGCGCAUCUUAGUUGCCGCCGCCGCCAAUUUUUUCUCCCACCCAAACAAAACCACUCCGUAAAAUUUUCGCCGGCGGUGGGUUUUUCCCGGAGGUUAAACGUGUGAAGCGUACGAUUGUUAGCCUUCACACUUUCGUUAUCGUCAUUUGGUAUUGACCCAAUUAGUUUGGCUAUUAAUAUCUUCUAGAUCUUUUGGUGUGACUUUCUGGGAGACAGAGACGGCAGGAGUAGCACUGGUCAAUCAAUUACUCUUUUCUUUUUGAUACUUUAAAUGUUUAUGGCAUGGGAGAUUAUGUGAAGAAAUAAGUUAUAAGUUCCAUGUGAGAGAUGGCAUUUUUUAGGAAUUUUUCUAGUGAAUCAGUUUCCCACAGUGACCUGGAAGAAAAAACUCAGGGAAAAACUGUAAACAGAAUUCAUAGCUCAGUAGGGAAUGAGGAUGUAGAUGUAACAUCGAGUGAAAAGGAAUUUGAUAUAAACAUGGAUGCACCAGAUCAAAGUGAAGGUGAACUGGAUGAUGCUAGUAGGUCACAAAAUGAGGCAACUGUUAAUGACGGUAUAAUAAGUGUAGCAAACUUGCAACCAUCUGGGAGGAGAAGUGCCAUGGCUGGAAAAUGGGGUUCAACCUUUUGGAAGGAUUGCCAACCUAUGCACUCUCAGAAUGGUUCUGAUUCUGGGCAAGAUUCUGACUGUAAAAAUGUAGAUGGUUUGGAAUAUAAUUCGUCAGAUGACAGGGAGCAGAGGGAGCAGAGAUUAGAUUCAGAGGAUGAUGAUGGGCCAAAGGACGCAAUGAAGGGUCAUCAAGGCCCUUCUGAUGUCCCUACAGAUGAGAUGCUUUCUGAUGAAUAUUAUGAGCAAGAUGGGAAAGAGCAGAAUGAUUUAAUGCAUUAUAGAGGGUUUCCUCAUUCUUUGGGGUCUAAUUCUGAGCAACAAUUAAAGCCAGCUGCAGGGAAUAAGAAUACUGCAAGAUCUUCUAGAGUCUUGAAUGGCAGUGAAAAUUUUGGCGAUGGUGAUGAAGAUGACAACAAUAAUGAUGAUGCUGAUUAUGAAGAGGAUGAAGAUGAAGAUGAUCCUGAUGAUGCAGAUUUUGAACCUGAUUAUGGCAUUACAAGUGAACGCACAUUGAAAAAGGAUAAAAAUUGGGGAGGUGCAGAAUCUGAAGAAGAAGAUGACAGUGAUAAUGAGCUGGAUAUGUCUGAUGAAGACGAUUCUUAUUAUGCAAGGAAAUCAAAAAGUAAACAACGUGGUAAAGGUGGACAUAUUGUUAAAUCUACCAGAGAACGUAAAUUGUAUCAGGGAUCUGGUCAGCAGCGAAGAGGUAAAUCAUCAUUUGAAGAUGAUGAGUCUUUGGGGGAGGACUCUGAAAGUGACAGUGAUGUGGGUUUCAAAAGCACGAGGAAAGGUUCACAUCAACGGAAAACUAGUGGUCGUUCUACUUUUUCGAUAAAUGCAACUGGAAGAAACAACGAGGUACGCACUUCUAGUAGGUCUGUGCGGAAGGUGUCGUACGUUGAAAGUGACGAAAGUGAGGAUGCCGAUGAAAGCAAGAAGAAAAAUCUCCAAAAGGUGCAAUCUAGUUGUGUACCAGAGGAACUUGAAGAGGAAGAUAGUGAUUGUAUUGAGAAAGUGCUGUGGCAUCAACCAAAGGGCGUGGCUGAAGAAGCUCUUAGGAGUAAAAGAUCAACUGAUCCUGUUCUACUUAGCUACUUGUUUGAUUCUGAGCCAAAUUGGAAUGAGAUGGAAUUCUUGAUAAAAUGGAAAGGCCAAUCCCAUUUACACUGUCAGUGGAAAUCAUUUUCUGAGCUUCAGAAUCUUAGUGGUUUUAAGAAGGUUUUGAAUUACACUAAAAAGGUAACGGACGAAGUCAGGUUCAGGAAGACAGUCACACGUGAGGAGAUUGAGGUUAAUGAUGUGAGCAAGGAGAUGGACUUGGACCUCAUCAAGCAAAAUAGUCAGGUGGAAAGGAUAAUUGCAGACCGCAUUAGUAAAGACAGUUCUGGAGAUGUAAUUCCAGAGUAUCUAGUCAAAUGGCAAGGGUUAUCUUAUGCUGAAGCGACAUGGGAAAAGGAUGUAGAUAUCACAUUUGCGCAAGAUGCCAUUGAUGAGUAUAAGGCCCGUGAGGCUGAAAUUUCUGUACAGGGGAAAUUGGUAGAUCCCCAGCGCAAAAAGAGCAAAGCAAGUUUACGGAAGCUUGAUGAGCAGCCUGAAUGGUUGAGGGGAGGAAAGCUGCGUGAUUAUCAGCUUGAGGGUCUGAAUUUUCUUGUUAAUAGUUGGCGAAAUGAUACUAAUGUUAUUUUAGCUGAUGAGAUGGGUCUUGGUAAAACUGUUCAGUCAGUAUCCAUGCUUGGGUUUUUACAGAAUGCUCAACAUAUCCAUGGGCCAUUUCUUGUUGUUGUACCAUUAUCCACAUUGUCAAACUGGGCAAAAGAAUUUAGGAAGUGGCUACCUGAGAUGAAUAUUAUUGUAUAUGUUGGUACUCGUGCAAGUCGAGAGGUUUGUCAGCAGUAUGAAUUCUACAAUAACAAAAAUGUUGGCAGGCCAAUAAAAUUUAAUGCACUAUUGACUACAUAUGAAGUAGUUCUGAAAGAUAAAGCUGUCCUUUCAAAGAUCAAGUGGUGCUAUCUGAUGGUUGAUGAAGCACACAGGUUAAAAAAUAGUGAAGCACAGUUGUAUACAACACUUUCGGAAUUUAGCACCAAGAACAAGUUGUUGAUUACUGGUACUCCAUUACAGAACAGUGUGGAAGAGUUGUGGGCCCUGCUUCAUUUCCUUGAUCCAGAUAAGUUCAGGAGUAAAGAUGAUUUUGUUCAGAAUUACAAGAAUCUUAGCUCUUUUAAUGAGAAUGAGCUUGCUAAUCUUCAUACGGAAUUAAGACCUCACAUUCUCCGAAGAGUUAUUAAGGAUGUAGAGAAAUCUUUGCCUCCAAAAAUUGAGCGAAUUCUUAGGGUUGAGAUGUCUCCACUUCAGAAACAGUACUAUAAGUGGAUAUUGGAACGCAACUUCCAUGACUUGAACAAAGGAGUUCGUGGGAAUCAGGUUUCACUUUUAAAUAUUGUGGUUGAGUUGAAGAAGUGCUGCAAUCACCCCUUCCUGUUUGAGAGUGCAGACCAUGGUUAUGGUGGCGACUCAAGAACCAAUGAUAGCAGUAAACUUGAGAGAAUUAUUUUGAGCAGUGGGAAGUUAGUUAUACUCGAUAAGCUGCUUGUUAGGUUGCAUGAGACAAAGCAUCGUGUUUUAAUUUUUUCCCAGAUGGUAAGAAUGCUGGAUAUACUAGCAGAAUAUAUGUCUCAUAGAGGGUUUCAAUUUCAAAGGCUAGAUGGCAGCACUAAGGCUGAACUGCGUCAGCAAGCAAUGGAUCAUUUUAAUGCACCUGGUAGUGAUGAUUUCUGCUUCCUUCUUUCAACUCGGGCAGGUGGCCUAGGUAUCAACCUUGCAACAGCAGAUACAGUUAUCAUAUUUGAUUCGGACUGGAACCCUCAAAAUGACCUACAGGCAAUGAGUAGAGCUCAUAGAAUCGGCCAACAAGAAGUUGUGAACAUCUACAGAUUUGUCACAAGCAAAAGUGUUGAGGAAGAUAUCUUGGAGCGAGCUAAGAAAAAGAUGGUUCUUGACCACCUGGUGAUCCAGAAAUUGAAUGCAGAAGGCAGAUUGGAGAAGAAAGAAGCAAAAAAGGGGAGUUAUUUUGACAAGAAUGAGCUUUCAGCUAUCUUGAGAUUUGGAGCAGAGGAACUUUUUAAAGAAGAGAAGAAUGAAGAAGAAAGUAAGAAAAGGCUCUUGAGUAUGGAUAUUGACGAGAUUCUUGAAAGAGCAGAGAAGGUGGAAGAGAAGGAAGCUGAAGGAGAGCAGGGCAAUGAAUUAUUGAGUGCUUUUAAGGUUGCCAAUUUUGGCACUACUGAAGAUGAUGGAAGUUUCUGGAGUCGGUGGAUAAAGCCUGAUGCAAUAGCCCAAGCGGAAGAAGCACUUGUUCCCCGUGCUGCAAGGAACACUAAGAGUUAUGCAGAAGCUCCACAACCUGAGCGAAGUAGUAAACGGAAGAAGAAAGAAUCUGAGCCACUGGAGAGAUCUCAGAAACGGCGCAAAGCAGACUAUUCAGCCCCUGCAGCACCUAUGAUUGAGGGAGCAUCUGCUCAAUCAAGAAGAUGGUCCUGUGGGAAUUUGUCGAAGAGGGAUGCAUUACGGUUUUCUCGUGCGGUCCUGAAAUUUGGAAAUGAGAGCCAAAUCAGCUUGAUAACAGAGGAGGUUGGAGGUGCAGUUGCAGCAGCUCAGACUGAUGCACAAAUUGAGCUUUUCAAUAUAUUGAUAGAUGGCAGUAAAGAAGCUGUAGAAGUAGGAAGUUUGGACCCAAAGGGGCCCUUGUUGGACUUUUUUGGAGUUCCUGUGAAGGCUAAUGAUAUACUCUCACGUGUUCAAGAACUUCAACUUUUAGCUAAGCGUAUCAGUCGUUAUGAAGACCCAAUUGCACAAUUCCGCGCCUUGACUUACCUGAAACCUUCAAACUGGUCAAAAGGAUGUGGUUGGAAUCAAAUUGAUGAUGCAAGAUUACUUUUGGGAAUCCAUUACCAUGGAUUUGGCAAUUGGGAAAAGAUAAGAUUAGACGAAAGGCUUGGCCUUAUGAAGAAGAUUGCUCCAGUGGAACUUCAACAUCACGAAACUUUUCUACCCCGUGCUCCUAAUUUGAGAGACCGCGCUAAUGCACUACUUGAAAUGGAACUCGCAGCUUUUGGAGGUAAAAAUUCCAGUGCUAAAGUGGGUCGGAAAGGUUCUAAGAAGGACAGAGAAAAUAUCCUUAAUGUGCCUAUAUCUCAGAGCCGAGUCAAGAAAGGAAAAGCAGGGUCAGCUCUGAUUGUUGGUAAAAUGAACAAGGACCGAUCUGCAAGAUCCCAAAAAGUUGAACCUUUAGUUAAGGAGGAGGGUGAAAUGUCAGAUAAUGAAGAAGUAUAUGAGAAGUUUAAGGAAGAAAAAUGGAUGGAAUGGUGUGAAGAUGUAAUGGUUGAUCAAAUGAAAACUCUGGGACGUCUUCAGCGAUUGCAAACUACCAGUGCUAAUCUUCCAAAGGAUAAAGUGCUUUCAAAAAUUAGAAAUUAUUUACAGCUUCUUGGACGGAAAAUAGAUCAAAUUGUUAUAGAGCAUGAGGAGGAGCCAUAUAGACAGGAUCGGAUGACUAUGCGUUUGUGGAACUAUGUGUCGACCUUUUCAAAUUUGUCUGGGGAGAGACUGCAUCAAAUUUACUCUAAACUAAAACUAGAGCGGGGGGAGGAGGCAGGUCCUUCCCAUGCCAAUGCCAAUGGGGAUUCAAAUCCUUUCAUUCCUUUCUCCCGGCAAAGAGGUUACAGAAAUAUGGAAAACUUCCCAGGUUCAGAGCCCUUUCUCAAAGGCAUGGAUACAGCCAAAUUUGAAGCAUGGAAACGAAGGAGAAGGGCAGAAACUGAGAGUCAUAUCCAAGUUCAGGCCCCACCUCAAAGAUCAUUGAGUAAUGGGAACCGAAUAUCAGACCCCAACUCAUUGGGAAUUCUUGGGGCAGCACCAUUUGAAAAUAGACGUGAUGGUAAUGACAGGCCCUAUAGGAUGCGUCAAACUGGAUUAGCCCCAAAACAAGGUUUCUCAUCAGGUGUUCAGUAGGCAUGAGAGUAAAGUGGUUGAUGAAAGCGCUUACCUAGUAGCAUCAACUGCCCAAGCCCUUGACAUAUUCUCUGGAGAUUUUUUCAACCAUGGGAAUAAAUUUUUUGCAGAUACCUGCGGUAUUCGGUGACUGAUCCGAGUCGGAUGUGCAUUCGAUUAUAACAUUAAAACAUCGGACCAAGCGGCUGGCUGAGUAAAAGAGGCCGAGUAAAAGAGCCAAAGUCCUUGCCACAUGCAACACUCAAGGAGUCUUGCUUCCAUUUUUCCCCCUCUAUUUUUUUUUUUCUGUUUUAACUUUUCUGAAGAUGAGUUCAGUUUAAUUUGUUUACUUGUAUAGUGAAAGUUAGGGAAAGGAUUACUUGUCACUCAUCUGAUGUAUACAACCUACAUUGAAGAGAACAUGUGUAUUAGGCCUAUCGGAAAGUGUACAUUAUCAAUUUUGCAAUAAUUUUGGCUAAAUUUCAUUCUUGCAAA